Messenger RNA from Austrofundulus limnaeus, 1272 nucleotides. RefSeq names its product transmembrane protein 211. NCBI's taxonomy places the organism in Eukaryota, Metazoa, Chordata, Actinopteri, Cyprinodontiformes, Rivulidae. Bases 418 to 966 code for a protein of 182 amino acids. Gene Ontology annotation, cellular component: membrane. The record is from RefSeq and is a predicted model, not a curated record. The transcript has 3 exons.
UGACAGCGAAGCGCAGACUGGAGUCAAACUCUGCUGUCGGUGCUGAAGAGGAGGAGACAUCCCGCGGGGCUCUGGUUCCAGUAUCAGAUCCAGCAUUUAUUCUGGUUUCUUAUUUGGGRUUUUAUUAUAUCUGUUCCUUCACGUUCGCUUCUGUGACAACUGCGCGUCCAGUUUAUUUUUUUAUUUUUGGGUGUGGAAAACAUCCCGACUGUCUCACUGGGAUCAGCCUGAGCGCGUACCGUGUCCUCUCUCCGGGCUGUGACUGGUUAGGUUCCCUCUCAGACCAGAUGUUCCGGGGACCUGGACUCACACAGCUGCAGCUGCAGAUGCGCUCUGACCGGAUCCCGGCCCUCGGCUCAUGUAGUGCUGGGCAGGAGGCUGAAGUUGAAGUCGCGCACCUGAGGGCGUGAGCUCCAAAUGCAUUCGCRCCUCCUGAGCCGGGAAAAGAAAGAAGAAGCAGAAGAAGAAGAAYACGGGUUCGGGAUCGAUCUUCUCGGUCUGUCUCCGGGCUUUCUGCCCCAGGCUGCCAUCACCAUGUUCAGCUGUGUGGGCUGCUUCUGGGUGCUCCUGUCCUCCGUGCUGGUCGCCGUCUGCAGUUUCAGCUUCAUAUCCCCUGCCUGGAUUGUGAAGGACCAGCUGAGGACCAGCCAGCAGCAGCAUCARCACCAUCAUCAUCCUCACACCGACAGCAAGGACUCGGUCAGCUUCGGCUUGCUGUGGCACUGCUCGGAGUCUCUGGAUCACAUGUACCGGUGCUACACCUUCGGGGGUCUGGGCAAAUUUGCUGAGAUCCCUUCCAGUUCCUGGCAGACCAGCGCGGUGCUGUGUUCGGGAGGCUGCGCCCUGCUGGCCGUCAGCUCCCUGUUGGCCAUCAUCACCAUCUUCCUGCCUGGUGGAGGAUGUGAGAGGAGGAUCUGCACCCUGGCGGGAUACAUGCAGAUGGCGUCAGCAGGCCUGCUCAGAUAAAACGAAGAAAAAAAAUAAAAAAGCAGUAAUCCAGGACAUGUUUGAGCUUUCAAGCYUCGACAGCAAAGGCACAGAGAGCAGCCGAGGGAAUAUUUUCUCACAAAUGCAUCGGUGGCAGCAGGACAUCAGGGAGCUGACUGUACACUCAGGGUUAGAUCAGCAGCAAAGGUAGGUUCAUGUUUUUAUUGUGUUUGACUGAAUUAUGCCAAACCACACAACAUAUAAAUAAAAAAUGCCUCUCACAAGUGCCAUUUUGGGGUUUGUAGGAUUGUCUUUUUGUUAGAACUUUGUGAUGGAAAUUAUUUA